AUGGAGGGUUUCGACGACGCCGCUCCCGAGGCGCGAGAGCAACGCGAGGAUCGCGGACCUCGCAUUCCUCCUGCCAAACUUUCAACCAUCAAUGCCACUCCCGCGAUCUCCAUCUUCUACAAACCCGACAAGCGAAGCCCCGUCACGCUGCUUGAUAGCAAGUUCCCACGCGAUGCCGCCAUGAUCUUCUGCGACCGCAUUCGUCACGAUAUCAUGGACAACGGUAGCAAAUCUUUCACCAUCGUAGGCGGCGAUCUGAAUGGCCACAAGCUAGUUCUUGCUUGGAUCAGUCAGUGCGUUGAAGAGCAGAGUAUCGUCAAGUUCAAGGACCUCGAUGAAUCCAUUCCUGGCUUCUUCACGACCUAUGCCAAUGUCAUCCUCUCGAGCUACUAUCUCGGAAUCCCUGCUCGCGACCUCUCGGACCACCUCCUCAAACGAAUGACCGCCAUCGCCCGCAAGCAACUCAUGACCUGGGACGAAGUGGACUGGUUCUAUGAGACCGCCUUUCCUUCCACUGUUCCCCAGGAGAAAGAAGCCGCCCUCCGCGGUGUCGCUGCUGCCUCCAUCUUCUGGGGCUGGUGGGCCGCCAAACUGGACAGUGAGGAGACGCCUGGGGAAAUGCGCGUUCUUGACGUGAUGAGGCAGGAGAACAAGAAACUGGACGACGACUUGCACGCUUGGUGCGAGCGGAAUGAGAAAGACGUGAGACGAAAGUGGGACGAGAAGAGCAAGGCCAAGAAGUAUGGUGCUCAAACCUCAAAUGGCGAUGGUGACGGAGCGGGAUGGGAUCAACCUGCUGCUACCACGGAAGGCAAUAGUGGUGGUUGGGACAAUGCUGUUGCCGAAAACGGUGCUUCGGGUGGGUGGGACGUCGCUGCGCCCAUUGCCAUGGCCGGGCGGGACAACUCUGCGGCCGCAACUUCCUCCAAAGGUAUCGGCGCCAACACCUGGGACUCGGCCGACGCGUUGAACGAUAACGACGCUCCUUUUGCCCCACCAAACUCUCUCGCGAGUCCCGAAUUCAGCAGUGCUAAGAACACUCAUACACCUUUGCUUCCUCUGAGCGAGAUCACGAAUGCCACGCCCUUCGGUGAGAACGACGGCUUUGGUGGGACUACCGGUGGAGGUGGCGACUGGGCGGACGAGGUCAAUGCAGAGGUAGUCGACCAAGGACAGCAUUAUCACAGUAAUCAAGGGCAUCAGCUUGGGAAUAAUCAGUGGUAG
Messenger RNA from Cladophialophora carrionii CBS 160.54, 1224 nucleotides. RefSeq lists its product as uncharacterized. The record is from RefSeq and is a predicted model, not a curated record. Bases 1 to 1224 code for a protein of 407 amino acids. The transcript has 3 exons. NCBI's taxonomy places the organism in Eukaryota, Fungi, Ascomycota, Eurotiomycetes, Chaetothyriales, Herpotrichiellaceae.